AUGGGGACCGUGAACACUUCCGAUCGCCUGGCUAGGUUGAGGCAGUUGAUGCAGGAGAACAAAGUUGAUGUAUAUAUCGUUCCAUCAGAAGAUAGUCAUCAGUCGGAAUACAUUGCUCCUUGCGACGGUCGUCGAGAGUUCAUCUCUGGUUUCUCGGGGUCUGCAGGCACGGCUAUUGUCUCAAUGAGCAAGGCAGCCCUGUCCACCGACGGACGAUACUUCAAUCAGGCUGCCAAGCAGCUCGACAGCAAUUGGUUGCUCCUGAAGCGGGGAGUUGAAGGUGUCCCUACAUGGCAGGAAUGGACUACCGAGCAGGCUGAGGGUGGUAAGGUCGUCGGCGUGGACCCUUCUCUGAUUACGGCCUCGGGCGCGCGUAAACUCGCCGAGACCCUCGAGAAAAACGGCUCGUCUUUCGCAGGUGUUCAGCAGAAUCUUGUCGAUUUGGUUUGGGGCAAGGAUAGACCGGUGCGCCCAAGGGAGCUGGUCAAGGUCCAUCCGGAAAAAUUUGCGGGCACAAGUUUCCAGGAGAAAAUCAGCGAAUUGCGUAAGGAGUUAGAGAGCAGAAAGAAGGCCGGUUUCAUUAUCUCCAUGCUCGAUGAAAUUGCUUGGUUGUUCAACUUGAGAGGAAGUGACAUUCCUUACAACCCAGUGUUCUUCUCAUAUGCUGUCAUCACACCCACCACAGCUGAAUUAUACGUCGAUGACGACAAACUGACUCCAGAGGUUAAAGCCCACUUGGGCCAAGAUGUUGUCAUCAAGCCGUAUGAUUCUAUCUUCGCGGAUGCCAAAGCACUCAGUGAGUCCAGAAAGCAGGCUGCUGGAGAGGCAGAAUCCAAAUUCUUGCUGUCGAACAAAGCCUCGUGGGCGCUUAGCCUCAACCUGGGUGGUGAAGAGCAAACUGAAGAAACUCGCAGCCCCAUUGGUGAUGCCAAAGCAGUCAAGAAUGAGACAGAGCUUGCAGGAAUGAGAGCCUGUCACGUUCGAGAUGGAGCUGCGCUGACUGAAUACUUUGCCUGGCUUGAGAAUGAAUUGGUUAACAAAAAAACGACCCUUGAUGAGGUGGAUGCUGCAGACAAGCUCGAACAAAUCCGGUCCAAGCACGAGCUCUUUGCCGGUCUUUCUUUCGACACAAUUUCCUCCACAGGCCCUAACGGUGCAGUCAUUCAUUACAAGCCUGAGAAAGGAAGCUGCUCAAUCAUUGAUCCCAACGCCAUCUAUCUCUGUGACUCCGGUGCCCAGUAUUUCGAUGGAACUACCGAUGUGACCAGAACAUUUCACUUUGGAAAGCCUACUGAUCUUGAGAAGAAGGCUUUCACUUUGGUGCUGAAGGGUCUCAUUGCUCUGGAUUCUGCCGUUUUCCCUAAGGGUACCAGCGGCUUUGCGCUUGACGUUCUCGCCAGACAAUUCUUGUGGAAAGAAGGUCUUGAUUUCCUCCACGGUACUGGCCACGGAAUUGGCUCUUACUUGAAUGUCCACGAAGGCCCCAUGGGUAUCGGCACCCGUGUUCAGUACACUGAGGUUCCCAUUGCUCCUGGCAAUGUCAUCUCUGACGAACCCGGAUUUUAUGAAGACGGCAAAUUCGGUAUUCGGAUCGAGAAUGUCAUUAUGGCGCGUGAAGUGCAAACGACUCACAAAUUUGGCGAUAAGCCGUGGUUGGGCUUCGAGCAUGUCACCAUGACUCCUAUCGGUCGUAAUCUGAUUGAACCAUCUCUCCUGAGCGACAUCGAGAUCAAAUGGACCUGCGAUAUUGUUAUGAGUGGGAGAAGUCCUUACGCCAACGGAUACGGGUAUUCCGACACCGGCCGAUACGACCGCAGCGAUGGCGGAUACAGUGGCAGCAAUAACUUAGGAGCCAAUGGAUAUGGAGGAGGGGGAGGAGCAGGAUCAGGAGCAGGCCAAAGCCUUCGUCCGGGCGGAUAUGGUGGAUUCUAUCCUGAAGCAUCACAACAGUCUUUGUCGCCCACCCAAUCGCCCGACGGGCGUCGGGGAAGAAGCGAUCGAGACUGGCAACAGCAGUCCUCAUCGCGAUCGCAGACAAGAGACGCGGAUACGGAUAGAAGGAUGCAGGGCUCACGGGACGGCCGUCAGCAGGGGGAAACUAGCUGGUUGGCCACGAGCAGGAGCCGGGAGAGAGAACGUCCCGAUGGAACCAGCGGCGGCAGCAAUGCCAGGGGACCGCAGGCUAUCGAAGAUGUUCUACAAUCUAUCCAAAGUGAAUGGGAUUUCAUGAAUUCCGGUGACUGCGUACCGGUACAAGUCGCUCUGCAGUUGAUGGAUACCAGUACACUGGGGAAAGCCGAUCGCGAGCCCAAUUUCUUGGAUGUACAUGAUCAGAUCCAAAGGACGUUGAAAUCUAUUGUGAACGAACAUCAUCAGGGAUUCAACAGUUCCAUCGGUACAUAUCACAAGAUCCAAUCGAGUAUCCAGAGCUCACAGAGUCGGGUACGUGGCCUGAGGAACGCACUUGACGAGGCAAAGUCUGGGUUGCUAUCGACCAAGCCUGAGUUGAAGGGGCUGGCCACCUCCUCGCAGAAAUAUGACGAUAUCAUACAGCUUUUCACGCAGAUCCAAGAAAUUCAAUCACUCCCCGAGAAGCUGGAAUCACUGAUAUCUGACAAGAGAUUCCUUGCUGCGGUUGAAGUACUUCAUGAUGCAUUCCGACUCUUACGUCGCUCCGAGCUUGAGAACAUCGGUGCACUCGCAGAUAUUCGCGCCUAUUUCAGCAAUCAAGAAAUCUCAAUCACUGAUAUUCUGAUUGAGGAAUUGCAUGACCAUUUGUAUCUCAAGUCCCCUUAUUGCUCGGAUCGGUGGAAACCCCCGUCAUCAGAGGGAGAAAAUAGUGGAGGCGCAACUCCUCCCAAUUGGAAUAGUGCAGGGUCAUGGGAAAGGCCUGUCUACGGAUUCCUGGCAAAGAUGGAUGCCUCUUCGCCCAUGAUCGAUGAUGCUUCCCGGAACCCCGAAGCCGAUACCUUUUACUACAUCCAACUGCUAAUUGAAUCGCUGAAUAAGAUGGGUCACCUGGAUAUAGCUGUUGACCGCAUUGAACAGCGGCUUCCCGUUGAACUUUUUGCUGUGGUUGAUAAGACAAACGCGGAAGUUGAUGCGCGCCAUCCGAAUUCAGCUCGGGGCUUUACCUCCCAGGAUAGCAAGAUAAAUUCACCGACAGAAAUCAUCGAAAAACGCGGCCAUGUGCUAUCAGAAUUCCUAUUGGCACUCUAUGCCAAAUUUGAGGCUAUUGCCGAAGGACACCGAGUUGUCCAUGACGUGGUCGCAGCUAUUGUGGAACGCGAAGGGAUCCCUAAAAGCAGUGCCCUGGCGGGUGGCUUUAAGGAACUAUGGAAGCUAUACCAAAGUGAGAUCCGAUCCCUUAUGCAUGAUUACCUGGCCACGGAUGGGGAGGAGUCCUUCCGUCCGAGAGAAGAGGAAAUUGACCAUAGACGUAACCUGCUCUCGGGGCAUAGAGAUAAGAACAAGAAAAUGUUCAAGCUGUCAGAAUUAAACGGAAACACGGACAUGAAAGCUGAAGAGGAUGAGUUGGAUGAGAUACUCCGGUCCUCGGUUCCUGGAUUGGUAUCAAAGUCAAGACAAAAGACUGCCGCACUUGAAACAUCCCAGUCUAAGCAAGGAAACUCAGGGACAGGCCAUAAGAUUCUCAUCGAACCGAGCGUGUUCAAUAUGGGUCUUCUCCUCCCACCUUCGAUCUCUUUCAUCCAACGGCUGAAGGACAUCGUCCCUGUGGAUUCUGACAUUGCCAUGAGUAGCUUGACCUCGUUCCUAGACGACUUUAUGGUCAAUGUUUUCCUUCCUCAACUUGAUGACACUGUCACGGAUCUUUGUACUCUCUGCUUCAUUGCAACAGAUGCUUUCACAGAAGACCCUCACUGGGCCAAGGUUUCCCCUCGGCCGAUUUUCAAGGGGGCGGUUAAAUUCUACUCGAUCGUCAAGGAGUUCUGCAAAUUGUUAUCCAGCAUACCACACGAUCAAGCUUUCUCACAGCUUCUCAUCACCCAGAUGGUGACCUUUUAUGAUAAAUGUUGUGGUUGGUAUAAAUCAAUCGUGACCAAGGUGUCCCCUCGGGAGGAAGGAGGAGUCCGACUCAAGGCAGCUGCAGCAUUUGCUGAAUCGGGCCCUAUCCACGAUACUGUUAGCGAACUGUGGAAGGGAGCUGGUGGCAAUAAACGAGAGCUUCUAGACAAAGAAAUUAACCUUCUCAUUGAGCAAACCGACAAAGUGUCUUUGGAGCCGUACGACAUCAUAUCUGACCCUAAGACCGUGGUAUCUCUGUCGCUCCUUUGCAAUAGUACGCAAUGGCUCGCAACCCAUCUGGUAAAGUUGCGCCGGAUUACAACAACAGCCGCUGAGUCGCGAAAGUCGCAAUCCGAGAAUACACCAAACUCCCGUCGAUGGACUCUCAUCGGUGCAAUGAAACCACAGCGCGAUAACCUUAGCCCACCGAUAUAUCUACCGCUCAACCAAGAAACUGCUGAUGCCUUUGACACAAUAAUGGAGUCAAUGCGCAGUCUCGGCUCUAAUGCUCUUUUUGCUCUGCACAUUGAUAUCCGAUGCGGUGUCAUUCAUAUGCUAGCCAGAACGAUGGCUGGACCGAAUCCCCCGUCCAGCCGCAACUCGGAACCUGCGACACCUACACCCAAUUCAAGUAUGAAUUGGUGGCAUAUCGUUACAAACCAACCCACUGCCGCUUCGCCUACAGUGAUCGAGCUCAAUAACGACUUAAUUUCAUUUGAUACAAAUAUCUCGAAGUAUUUAGGGGCCGUUGAGCGUUGGUUUAUCUCCUCGGGUCUUGCUCGAUUCAUUGACCAAACAUUUAUCUCAUACACUCGCCAUAUCGGUGCCAUGAACGAGAAUGGAGCCUUACGGCUCCAAUUGGAUGUUCUUGUCCUGCAGCAAAACCUCAAGAACAUCAUCAUUGACCCGAGAGAAGACUCGACCAAGGAAGGAGGCACUUCGGAGCAAGAUGGCCCUGAUAAGUACCAUGAGGUUGUUGCGCUUCCUCGCAGUGCCAAAUUUUUAGAUUGGUUCAUUGAAGGCGCUGAAAAGGCUCUUGAUUAUGCCAAAGACGAAAAGGAAGCAUUCAAGGCGCAAGGAGAGAAGGCACUGUCUGCUGGAAAUGGCGAGCCGUUCACUUAUGACGAGCUCAGGAUCUUGGUUGAUCUUUGUUUCUCGGAUGUUCUCAGGGGACCCCGGGGUGCGGAGAACCGUGAGGACUUUAUGGCUGCAAAGAAAGCCAGUGCUGAUGCGCUAUUGAGACUGAAUGAGAUUAUGUGGGACUCGAGGUAA
Aspergillus wentii DTO 134E9 is the source of this 5298-nucleotide messenger RNA. RefSeq lists its product as uncharacterized. The transcript has 17 exons. NCBI's taxonomy places the organism in Eukaryota, Fungi, Ascomycota, Eurotiomycetes, Eurotiales, Aspergillaceae. The coding region runs from base 1 to 5298 and encodes 1765 amino acids. Gene Ontology annotation, molecular function: metalloaminopeptidase activity. The record is from RefSeq and is a predicted model, not a curated record. Gene Ontology annotation, cellular component: exocyst.